Messenger RNA from Eruca vesicaria subsp. sativa (arugula), 464 nucleotides. Lineage: Eukaryota; Viridiplantae; Streptophyta; Magnoliopsida; Brassicales; Brassicaceae. The record is from the annotation of a GenBank genome assembly.
GAGAUAAAGAUUGUGGCCAAAGAGGCAAAAAGAAAAUGGCGGUUUCUCUCCCAAACUCGUUCCUCCAGAUCAACCCAUCCGCUCCUUCUCUGGCAAUCCGAAAGCCGGUUAAGGCGGGAGCGAUUGGCGCGAGAGGAGGAAGUAAACCGGCGACGGUUCAGAUAACGUGCAGGAAGAAGGAUUUGCACCCUGAGUUCCACGAGGACGCCAAGGUUUACUGUAACGGAGAGCUCGUGAUGACGACCGGAGGGACCAAGAAAGAGUAUGUCGUUGAUGUUUGGUCUGGUAACCAUCCGUUUUACCUCGGGAACCGGUCUGCUUUGAUGGUUGAUGCUGAUCAGGUUGAGAAGUUCCGUAAGAGGUUCGCGGGGUUGUCGGAGAUUAUGGAGAUUCCUGUUUUGAAGGGGGAGAUUGUGUUGCCGACGAAGAAGAACAAAGGUGCUGGCAAAGGGAAGAAGAAAUGA